AUGGAUUUCAAUGUAACAGGUUCUUCCCUUACCAGCCAAGACCCAAUGAAUGUAUAUCUUGAGAACAUCACUGUGGAUAUCUCGAGGCAAGGGAUUUUCUUUUAUCCGUUAAAUGUGUUCUGAAACUAUCCAGAAGCGUUCACACAUAAUAUUGUCUAUGUGAAAAAUGUGACUCCUCUGAUUUCUCUCAAAAAACCAGUUUAUGAUUUCAGCUUAUUAAAUUCUGCUCUUCCUGGGAACCACACCAUGAUUGAUAUUGAUUGUGGAGGAGUUCCUGUUAACCUCCAAAUUGAUAUUUGUAUUGUUGUUAGCUUUAGACCAACUUGAAUUCCUGACGAUGGAAUACUCCAAACUAUUGACUAUGAUUCCAUACAUACGGAUGGGAGACCACAAGAUGCUGGAGUUGGAAAUUUGUUAAUUUUGCCAGUUAUCACUAAUGCAGCUCCUUAUCGGCCAGUUCAUAUAAAUAUGACGAAUUUUGAUUUCAUCAAUAUUAUUCAAAAUUGGGACUAUGGAUUGUUCUAUUUAUACACUUCCGGAGCUGAAACGGCUGAAAUGACUAAUGUAAAAAUAUACAAUGUCUCAUGCAGCUUGUUUUUUGCAGAAUUUUUGGUUAUUAAGGAUUUAAAAAUUAAGAACCUUACUUUUGAGAAUAGUUUGGACCAUCAAGGUGAAAUACUCAAAAUUACUGCAAGUGGAAACAUUGAACUUGAAAACAUUGCUUUAAGAAAUUAUAGUAGUCAUGGGGUGUCUAAUCCUCCAAUAUUUUCUACUCUAUUUCCUAGCACAACUUCAAUGACUAUGAGAGAUUUCAGCUUCGAAGAUAUUGAAAUAGUUUCUGCAUCGUUAUUUCAUUUAAAUUCUCCACCAGCCAUGAUGACAGUAAACAAUUUCAUGUUUAAGAAUUGUAAAACACCAGAUGAUCAAUCUUUGUUAAGCUUCGAUUACAUAAAUUCAAUUACAGUUUCUAAUAUUACACUGGAAAAUGUGAACCCUAUGAGUUCUUCUGGACAAACAGAGAAGAUUAUAAGAAUUGGUUCUCUAAACUAUGAAGAAAUGCAUACUGCUGAAUUUUCAGACAUCACAAUCUUGAGUUCUUCUCUUUCAUUGUUUGGGAUCGGAAGCCUUACAGCUUUAUCAAGCUCAGAGAGAUAUAUUUCAUUUAAUAAUAUAACAUACUCUGGAUGUAACAUUCUGUCUACAAGAUCAUUGGUUUCGACUGAUAGAUUUACAGGAGAUUUCAAAUUGCAGAUCCAGUUUAGUAAACUCAAAUUUGUGGGGAUAGAGUUUGCAAUCGCUGGAUCUUUAAUAGAGCUAAAACACCAACUUCCUACCGUUGUAAAGUUUGAAGAAUGCUUAAUUUCUGGAGUCAAUUCUGGGGUUAUUAAAGCUGUAGGUCGGAAAAUAUCAAGUUCCCUUAACACGAAAGUCAUAUUUGUGAACUCUGCUUUCUCAAACAUAACUCUUCUCAUGAACCCAUUUAUCUCAACAAGACAGAAUAUGAUUAUUGAGAUUGAGAAUAGUUCAUUCACUGGCUUUACGUCGAUGAGUGUUAUUGCAGGAAUACUCAGAACAUCUGAUAAGUCUGUGGUUACAAUUAAGAAUACACAGUUCAAAAAUAACUCAGCUAUUGUAUCAUCAAUUUUCAGAGCUGAAACUGAAGCAAGUAUUAUUUGAGAUAAUUGCAAAAUCUCUAACAACUUCGGAGUCACAAAUGGAGUUUUUGAAAUCGAAUCAGGAGGAGUGUUGAAAAUAUUUAAUAGUGAAAUUUUUGAGAACUAUGCAAUCCAUUACGCAGUCGGUUCAUUCUUGUCUGCUUUUACUCCCUCAAUCAUCAGCGAAACUCAAAUUUAUUCAAACGAUGUAAUAUUUGAAAGCAAUUUAACUGUAGAACUUACUUCUAGCUGCGUCAGACUCUGAUUUUUGAAUGAUUUGAUAAAAAGUUAUCUUACAAAUUUAAAUUUUACGACCAUUACUCAGACGGACACUCUGCUACAAGUGCUUUUAGCUGAGGUUCAUAUUGUGAACAAUACACAAAUAUACAAUACCACUUCCGUUGUAUACAGUCUUUCUUCUGUUUUAUUGGUAGAGAACUCUUUGAUAUUUGAUAUAAACUUUGUAAAAUCUCCAAUGAAUCUGAUUUCAACCGAGGCAACUCUAAGUAAUCUAACAAUAGCCAAUUGAUCGAAGUUGCAAACUCAAGACGACAUUGCAUUUAUUCAAAUAACAUCUGGGACUUUGAUAUCUUCAAAUUUAAAGUUAUUCAAUUCUAAUUUCAAAGUUUCCCAAUUAUCAUUCUCAAGUGGAACAAUGACCAAUACCCAAUUGACAAAUGUAGUGAAUGAUGAAGGCCUUAUUAAAUGCCUUAAAUGCCAAAAAUUUAAAUUAGACACUCUGUUGUUAAUAAAUUCUUAUUCGGUAUCGAAUCCUUUACUCAAUCUUCAAGAGGCUCUUAAUGUGGAGUUGAUUAAUAUCAAACUCUCUGGAUAUCAAUAUAAGCUGGCACAGUUUUCAUUCUCCAAUAUUACUUUGAUACAAAACUUAGAGAUCAGUGAUGGAAAGCAGACUCUCGAGUUCAUAGAGUCUAACCUUCUCAAGAUGAACAACUCCAAUUUCUCUGAUAAUAAUGAUGACACUGGCAUAGGUAGAGGCGGAGCCAUUCAGAUUUUUAAUAGCAAAAUAAAUAUUGAAAACACAACAUUCACAAACAACUCUGCAUAUUUUGGAGGAGCCAUAACUUUUGAGUGCACAAGCAUGGCUAACUGAGAAUUAAAUAUUGAGAACUCCAAAUUUUGGAAUAAUAGUGCCCAAGAGAGAGGAGGAGCAAUCUACUAUAAUUACAACUAUCCAAGAGUUAGAAACACUGAAUUUAUUGACAACAAAGCAGACUAUGGCCCGAACUUUGCUAGUUAUCCUGCAAAGAUAGGGCUUGCAAAUAGUUCUCUUGACGAAGAUAUUAUUGUGAACAACAUCGGAUCAGGGAUUAAGAUUGAUCAGAUUUUAACUCUUGCACUUUUUGAUAUGGACAACCAAAUAAUGAACCUGGAUAAUUCAAGCCAGAUCAUCAUCCUGCCAAGGAAUGCAUCUGAAGCCAGUAUAAACGGAUUCAAUAUAGUUUCAACAGAAAAGGGGAUAGCUCAGUUUGACAACAUUGCUUCUAUUACAAACGGGAGAAUUCUCACCUCAAACUUUACUUUAAGUUCAAAAUCAAUAAAAACUACCAAAGUUGAAGAGGUCUUAGGAGCUUCGUUCCGGCAGGAUGACCUCCAAAUCAAUUUCAGAGAUUGAAAGCCAGGGGAAAUAGUUGUUGGAGACCAAUGAAACGUAUGAGCUGCAGGUACAUACUCGCUCGAUUGGAAUGCUACUGAAUGAGUAGAUUGAGCCCUAGAUGCUGAUUGUCUCGGUGGCACCCAAAUAUCUGUGAGAUCUGGAUAUUGGAGGAGGUUCCAAAAUUCAAGCAAGAUUGUUGAAUGAAUCUUUAAAGAUGCUUGUAUUGGAGGAUUUAUAGAUGAAAACACUGAUGAUCAAACUUCGAAUUCCAAGAGUAGCAACCCAGUAAAGUGUGCACAAGGAUAUCACGGCAACCUCUGUUCCCAAUGAGUUGUAACUGGAGAUGUAAAAUAUGAGAGAGUUAAUGACUACGAAUGACAGAAAUGCCCAAAUCAAAUACUGAAUUCCAUCAAAGUUGUAUUCACAAUUCUUAUUGUCUUACUAUUUUUCAUAUUUAUGGUAGUCAUUAAUGUGAGGAAAACUGAUGAGAGCGAACUAUCAAUCCUUCUAAGAAUUCUUACUAAUUAUAUCCAGCUUAUAACUGUGUGAAUAUCAAUGACUAGUGAUUACCCAGCUGGAUUUCUUUCAUUGGCGAUUCCAAUGAGAUUAUUUGGAUCAUCUACUGAUUCUUUAAUUUCAUUUGACUGUUUUAUUCAAGAUUCAGAAAUUAAAUUUAUUUUUGACUCUAAUGCAAUCUUUAAACUGUUCUUAAUGAUCUUUUUGCCAAUAGCCUUGUUCAUUACUAUUGCUGUAAUGUGGAUCAUAAUUAAAUUAAUCAGGCCAGCUUGGUGCACAGACAUGAAAAGAGCUCUUGCUAUCUCUUUCAUUACUAUCAUCUUUAUCUUGCACCCAAAACUAACUGAGAAAAGCAUAAGCAUGUUCAAAUGUAUUGAAAUUGAUGAAGGAUACAGUGUGGCAAGAAUAGAUACUAACAUUGAAUGAUUCUCAACAACCCAUUUGAAAUGGUGACUAAUAGUCGGAGCACCAAUAAUAAUAGUUUGGGUCAUUGCUUGACCCUUAAUAGCAUACAUCGCUAUUCACCACGAAAGAGGAAAGCAGAAUAGUAAAACCAUGGAAUACUUCCUGAUGAUCUAUCAAGGAUUCAGGCCUCAAGUUCUAUAUUGGGAGUUUGUUAAUACCCUCAGGAAAAUUGCACUCUUACUGGUUCUUCUCUUCGAGCUCAAAGUAGCAAUCAAUUUGUCUUUGAUAAUACUUCUAUUAACAGCUCGACUUCAAAUCAAGGUGAAGCCUUACAAGAGUUUUGAGAACAACAAAAUAGAGUUCUUAUCUAUAAUGGGAGGUGUCACUUUGAUAAUGGGAGCUCUUGUGUAUACUAGAUAUGAGCAACAUAAUGCUCUCAACACAUUUGUAUUCAUCUCUAUCAUUGCCAUAAAUAUUAAAUUCCUGGCAGAAUGGCUGCUAAUAUUAAUGAAGCUGUAUGAAGACAAGAAUCAUUUUGUCCGCACUCUUGCGAUUGUCCUCUCAAAGAUUGUGUGAAAAGGAUCUCAAACUCGAGAAAGAAAAGAAGCUGAAACAAAAUCUAUUCCUAAAACAUCUGAAGUGAAAAAGCAAGAGAAAAAUACAAAAUCUACUGGUUUAAGGAAGAGAACCCUAGCAAAGUCCAAAUCGAUUAGGAAGAAAAGGAAGAUUAAGAAAAGAAACCGUACAAAAGUGAAAAAGAAUGCUCGUGAACACCUACCUCAUUUUGAAAAUGACGAACAAGGUAUUGGACCUCUUACAUGCUCUCCUUGAGUAUUUUUAAUCAAUCAACUACCCAAAUUAUCGAAGGAGCAAAUGGGAAUGAUCAGAUUAGUAUCCGCACAGUAG
Messenger RNA from Moneuplotes crassus, 5097 nucleotides. The record is from the annotation of a GenBank genome assembly. NCBI's taxonomy places the organism in Eukaryota, Ciliophora, Spirotrichea, Euplotida, Euplotidae.